CACCUUCUUAUUCUGGCAUCUUCCCCUUUCCUUUCCAGUCCUGAUGAAGGGUCUCAGCCUGGAACGUCGACUGCAGAGAUGGGGCCUGGCCUGCGGCGUUCCUCCAGCACUUUGCCGGUUUUGCAGAGUCUCGCAAUGCAGAGAUAUGAGGGAAGAGAGGCCCUUCCGUUGAACCGCUGGAAUGCAGAAACAAGGCAAAAAGACAGCCACUCAGCAGUGAAACUGCUCGACAGGCAACUAGAGGGAGUUUGCUUACACUCCCUGGAAAGGUCUAUCAAAAUCCAGUACUCAUGGCAGUUACAGCAGGAGUUACUGAAGGACUAUUCUCACUUUAAUGACUGGAUGCAGUCUGCUGAAGCCACUGCCAGGGACCCUCGCACUUCACAGAUCCAUUACUCAGAAGCAAAGGUGGAGCUGAACCGGUUUGAGCUCCUUCGGAAGCAAAUAGGAGACAUGAUGAUCUCACUGGAAUCGAUAAACUGGAGGUACAGGCGUCUGGCCAGGGAGCCCAGGGUGGAAGUAGCCCAGGAGCUGAAGGGAAUGGUGCACAAUGGUAACCAGAGAUGGGACAUUCUCCAGAGGAGAGUUGGCAGUAUCUACAAGAGGCUUAAGUAUUUUGUCAGCCAGAGGGAAGAAUUUGAAAAUAAGCAAGGUCAUCUGUGGCAGCAGGUUAUGGAUUUAGACAUCAGACUGACCCAGCUGCAAUAUUUCUGCACAGAAGGAGCACCCGAAAAGAUCAAUCAAUUGCAGGGGCUCCAGCAGAAGAUCACUGGCAUCACGGCAGAGACAGAUGAGCUGCUGCUGAACGCGGAGACCCUGCUCCAGAAGAGCGAGUCCCUGGACGCUGUGACCAUUGAGGCUGAGGUCUGGGACCUCCUCCAGUUCCAGCAGGAGCUGUUCGUGAGAAUAGCUCGCUUCCACAAGAGACUGCUGCGCAUAGACCUUGAAUUGGAAUAUUUAUCCAACAACGAGAACUGCGAAGCUGACUACCCCUGUGACAGGAAGCUGGAGGAAGGGCACGUCAGCGGAUACAGGAGCACCCCAACACACAAGGAGGAUCUAAGCGACAUUGACCCCGGCCAAUCUAGCCCCAGCAGUUUGGACUCGUUACCCCUCGAGUGGGAUCCCUCUGUCGAUAUUGGAGAGGACAUUGAUUUCCGUCACGGUGCUCUGCCAGACAUGCUGACCAGCCUGGUGGGAAAGAGGACAAGGAAGAGUCAGAAGAAAUGGGGAUGGGCGAAGAUUGCCUCCAGCACACCACAGAAGAUGGCCGCGGGGCGUCAGGGUGCCUCUGAAGGUAUCAGCAUGUUGGGUGAACGAGGACCCUGUGGUGUACAGACACAGACACAUGGCGGUGGGCUUUGGCAGGAUGCCACUGAUCUUGGAAGGACGACCACAGAGACGAGAAGGAUGAGAAAGAUGAAGAGGCGUUGUCAAGGGGGACAAAGCUUGAACUGUAAACCGUCAGGAGAUCGGAAAGGUCGAGACCAGUCAGAUCCAAGACAGGACCGAAGUCUGGGACUGCACUCUCGUGCAACAGUCAAAGAUGUGGAGCAUCGGCUGUGCGCGAUGGAGCCAGAACAGAAGCAAGACCUGAGAGAAAUAUCUCUGCCAGGAGGCAUUUCAAGAGGUGGCAGCCAACUACCUCUACAAUCUGGAGCUUCCAUGAAGAAGUAUGGAUCCCGUAGAUGCUUUCUUCUUCUGUACAGUCUGCUCGCUAUCCUCGUUCUCUUUCUGCUCCUUGCCGCGAUGGCUGCCUUCUUCCUUCUCCUCUGCAUAAUGCAAGAAUUCAACUGGCACCAGAAAACCAACUUCCUGCCUUUUCACUUAACGUUGACCUAUGUUAAUGGCCCGCCAUCAAUGUAAUCAGAGCAUUUGCAAGCUCGGCUUUCGGACCUUUGGACUGUGCAGAGCAGAGUCUAGGGCAAGUGAAGAACCUGUUACUGUUAAACAUGGCCGCUGUGCCAGGAUAUGGACACUCGUUGGGUGCAUGUCCAUUUAGCCUCCCCAAGUAAUGGGGUUCAGGGUCAUGGGCACCUGUUUCCCAAGACAAAGGCUCCUGCCUCCGCUGAGGGUGCUAUCUGAUACCAGUGACACAGGUUCUGCUCUGUAGGGUCUAGUAGAUCUCUAUUUUGAGGGCCAAUGCACAGUGAGACCACAUGCAUUCCAAUGUGAGAUCUAACUGUGUUUGGGCAAUGGAUACUAAGAGCCCAAUGUGAGAGAGCAAUGUGUGGGAGUGUGGGACCACUACAAUGGGAGCAAGUGUGUGAAACUCCAAGUCCUCAAGAACAACACUUGGUGGUGGGGGUGGGAACGGUAUGUGGUUUAAGUACAGGGUCAGAGAUUGAGCUCAAAAGUUGGGUAACCACUGGACCAGGGAUUGCAAGCAAUAGGUGAACAAAACUCAGCAAAUCAAACAAUAAAAAAGUUUUUUAUAAAUACAUUUCCCUUCUUUAAACUCAAUACUAUAUUUAGGAGGAAUGAAUAAUGGCUGGAUAUGGGUUUAAUCACAAAAAUAAGCAUUUUAAUCACAUAUUCUGUCCAGUAGCUGUCAGCAUCCUGGUGUUAAAUUGCAGGAAAUGUCUUUGUCUGGAUUUGUGUAUUCCUGUCAGUGUAGCAGUAGACAUAAAAGGAUAUAAGGCCAUUUUAUUGUACAAAAUUCUUUGGGCUUGUUUGGGGAAAUUUGGGCAAAUUAUGCUGAUGAAAACUAUCACUGCCAGAACUCCAGGCCAAGUUUAGCCUCCUCAAGUAAUGGGGUUUUGGGAUAUGGACACCUGUUUCCCAAGAUAUAGGCUCCUCCCUCCACUGAGGAUGCUAUCUGAUUCCAAUGAUGAGGCUCUGCUCUAUAGGGUCUGGAUAUUAGGUACUCAGUGGCCACGAGGUUAAGUACACUUGUACACCUGCCUGUUAAUGCAAAUAUCCAAUCAACCAAUCACGUGGCAGCAACAUAAUGCAUUAACGCAUGCAGACAUGGUCAAGAGGUUCAGUUGUUGUUCAGACCAAACAUCAGAAUGGGGAAGAAAUGCGAUCUAAGUGACUUUGACUGUGGAAUGAUUGCUGGUGCCAGAUGGGGUUGUUUGAGUAUCUCAGAAGCUGCGACUGUCCUGGGAUUUUCACGCACAAUAGUCUCAAGAGUUUAGAGAAUGGUGCGAAAAACAAAAGUAACGGCCACUGAGCAGCAGUCUUGCUAAUGAGAGAGGUCAGAGGAGAAUGACCAGACUGGUUCAAGCUGACAGAAAGGCGACAGUAACUCAAAUAACCACACUUUACAAGAGUGGUGUUGCAAAGAGCAUCUCCGAAUGCACAACAUAUCAAACCUUGAUGUGAAGUGGAUGAGCUAUGUAGCAGAAGACCACAAGCAUACACUCAGUGGCUACUUUAUUACAUAAAAGAGGUCAUCAGUUAUGAAACAAAUGCACCAACAACUUGUAUGCAUGGUAGAUCUGACUGCAUCAAAAGUUGUUAAGGAGAACCCUGGAGGUCUUAGUUCUUAGCAACACACAUAAAAGUUGCUGGUGAACGCAGCAGGCCAGGCAGCAUCUCUGGGAAGAGGCACAGUCGACGUUUCAGGCCGAGACCCUUCGUCAGGACUAACUGAAAGAAGAGCUAGUAAGAGAUUUGAG
Molecule: messenger RNA, 3623 nt
Organism: Mobula hypostoma (lesser devil ray)
Lineage: Eukaryota; Metazoa; Chordata; Chondrichthyes; Myliobatiformes; Myliobatidae
Exons: 12
Coding region: 79-1866 (595 amino acids)
Biological process (GO): cytoskeleton organization; nucleus organization; nuclear migration
Cellular component (GO): nuclear envelope; perinuclear region of cytoplasm
Molecular function (GO): kinesin binding
Source: RefSeq, a predicted model, not a curated record